UAUCACCCAUGCCACCACUAAACACCAAACAGCAGUUUUUCCAGCUGCUCAAGUCACAAACCGUCAAGGACUCGCAGUUAGCGGGCAGCGGAGGCUACACGUCCGAAAUCAUUUUCGUGUCCGUUAAUGCCACCAGCACCACCGUGGUCAAUUCCCGUACUGAUAAGUCCCUUCGAGUUUGGAAACUAACUAAUUCUGGGCUCACAGAGUCAAAAAUCAUCGAAAGUCCCCACGAAAAGUCUGUGGAGCGAAUCGCCUGGCACCCCAAGCAUGAUAGUACUUUCGCCAGUGUGGGACGAGACCUGUACGUCAAGGUCUGGCGGGCUCACCACGGGAAGCUCCAACAAGAAAUCAAGAUUGAAAAAUGGCACUCAUCCGAAACGCCGUCGCCAGUUCUGUGCCAGUUCGUGCUGUACUCUCCUGAUGGCCGAAUUCUAGCGGUGGUGGAUCGCGAUAGCACCAUCAGUUUCCUUGCAGUGGGUGAUGACUAUCGUAAGGUUCAUGAACUACAUUUGUCUCAACACAUUUACGACUUCCAGUGGUUUAACCACCAGCACCAGUUCUUCGUGGUGGCUCUCCAUGACGGUACCGCUCCCGUAUACGAGUUCGACGAUACUACCACGAGCACCAAGCUCUGGACCACCAUUACCGGCCACCGCUCGUCAAUUACUUCCAUCAGCAUCGACCCGCUUGGGACCUACUUCGCACUCGGGUCCAACGAAGGAGUGGUGUCAAUUCACCGGUGCAGCACGAUGCUCGUGGAAAAAACGCUCACCGAUGUGGAUGAUGCCAUUCUGUGUGUCAGUAUCAGUCGAGAAGGGUCGCACAUUGGUGUAGCCUUUGAUACCACAGAGAAUAUCCGGAUCUUUGAGUACACUCUGGGAUCACAAUUGAUGGAAGUUCCCAAUUCUGCCGCCGGGAAAUCGGUUUUGCCUUCAAUGUGCUGGAUUCCCAAUCGAACCCUGUAUAUCUUUGCGAGCCUGGGUUGCACCACUAUGACCUACAUGUAUAAAAAUGACUAGAGGCUCUUGUUCUUAGCACAUGAUUUAAUGGCUUGACGUACCGCGCUGCCCCAAGUCCAAUUCUAGUAGUUGCACCUGUUCUAUACGAAUGUCGCGUCGACAACUCCUUUAACCCCAGGCUGCAAAUAACUAAUAUACAUCAUUUACACUAAA
Messenger RNA from Yamadazyma tenuis ATCC 10573, 1175 nucleotides. RefSeq lists its product as uncharacterized. NCBI's taxonomy places the organism in Eukaryota, Fungi, Ascomycota, Pichiomycetes, Serinales, Debaryomycetaceae. Gene Ontology annotation, biological process: mRNA export from nucleus. The record is from RefSeq and is a predicted model, not a curated record. Gene Ontology annotation, cellular component: THO complex part of transcription export complex. Gene Ontology annotation, molecular function: protein binding.